This is a messenger RNA of Gambusia affinis (western mosquitofish), 7429 nucleotides long. It is a transcript of the gene epas1b, whose product is annotated as endothelial PAS domain protein 1b. Gene Ontology annotation, molecular function: protein dimerization activity; RNA polymerase II transcription regulatory region sequence-specific DNA binding; DNA-binding transcription factor activity, RNA polymerase II-specific. The coding region runs from base 558 to 3149 and encodes 863 amino acids. The transcript is spliced from 16 exons. Gene Ontology annotation, biological process: cellular response to hypoxia; regulation of transcription by RNA polymerase II. NCBI's taxonomy places the organism in Eukaryota, Metazoa, Chordata, Actinopteri, Cyprinodontiformes, Poeciliidae. The record is from RefSeq and is a predicted model, not a curated record.
GCGCCGCUCCGGGCUCACGGGGGAGGGCGGCGAUGAUCAGCCGAGAGGGGGUGGCUCCUGGCUGCGGUGCGAACCAAUCAGCGCCGUGGGAGCGCUGUCACCGUGCCAGCUGACACUCAGGUCAGAGCCCGAGCAGCCUGUGGAGGGACUUCUGCUAUCAGAAGGCAAGGAAAAGUUUUGACAAGCGGAUCUGCAGGCUGUUUUCUCUCGACAGCUGCGACGGUUGCUCUGCUCUCUUCCAGUCUAGUGGGACGCUUCCCUGUGCGGGUGAGAGGCUGUACGAUCCUCGGCAGUGUUCUGAGACUGUACGGCCCCGAGCCCCCUUCUCCUGCUGCGGGCUUCCCGGACUAAUCCGAGCAGUUCUCUGCUUCAUGGCAUGAUCCUGCACUGGGCUUCUUCUGGCCUGCCCAUGUGGGUCUAAUACCGGCUCUUUUUUCCUUUUUUUUUUUUUUCUUUUUUUUGCAUUUUGAAAAUCAAUAACAUACCUCUAUUGACUCAAGUUGGACUUAACUCAGACUGAAGGAGUUACAGCACUGCUACUGAGAUUACCUGCAAACAUGACGGCUGAUAAGGAGAAAAAGAGGAGCAGCUCAGAGCGGCGUAAGGAGAAGUCACGUGAUGCGGCACGCUGCAGGCGCAGCAAAGAGACAGAGGUGUUCUACGAGUUGGCCCACCAGCUGCCCCUGCCUCACAGCGUCAGCUCCCAUCUGGACAAGGCCUCCAUCAUGAGGCUGGCCAUAAGCUUCCUGCGCACACGCAAGCUGCUCACCACAAGCCACAGCAGCUGUGAUGGCGAGGAGGACAGGCUCAUGGACAAUCUGUACCUGAAGUCUCUUGAGGGCUUCGUCACAGUGGUAACAUCAGAUGGCGACAUGAUCUUCCUGUCCGAGAACAUCAACAAAUUCAUCGGCCUCACGCAGGUGGAGCUCACAGGUCACAGCAUCUUUGACUUUACCCACCCAUGUGACCAUGAGGAGAUCAGAGAAAACCUUAGCCUGAAGUCAGCAGGGAGCUUCCGUAAAAAAGGCAAAGACCAGAGCACAGAGCGAGACUUCUUCAUGAGGAUGAAAUGCACAGUGACCAACAGAGGACGUACCGUCAAUCUCAAGUCAGCAAGCUGGAAGGUGCUGCACUGCACCGGCCAACUGAAGAUGUAUGACGGCUGCCCAUCGCGGGUUCUCUGCAGCUACAAGGAGCCUCCGCUUACCUGCGCCAUCCUGAUGUGCGAACCCAUCCCACACCCAUCCAACAUCGACGCACCGCUGGACAGCAGGACAUUCCUGAGCCGACACAGCAUGGACAUGAAGUUCAUGUACUGUGAUGAGAAGGUGACAGAGUUGAUGGGUUACACCCCUGAGGACCUGCUGGGUCGAUCGGUCUAUGAGUUCUACCAUGCCCUCGACUCAGACAGCGUCACCAAGAGCCACCAUAACUUGUGCAGCAAAGGUCAGGCAGUGAGCAGUCAGUACCGUAUGCUGGCCAAGAAUGGUGGCUACAUCUGGGUGGAGACUCAGGGAACUGUCAUUUACAACAGCCGCAACUCUCAGCCUCAGUGCAUCGUGUGCAUCAACUACGUCCUGAGUGACGUGGAGGAGAAGUCCAUCAUUUUCUCCUUGGAGCAGACGGAAGCGCUGUUCAAGUCGCCAAAUAUGAGCAGCUUCUUCACCAUCGAAGGAGCCAGCAUGAAUGCAGAAACGGGAGCUUCUCUCUACAAGAAGUUCAAGACGGAGCCGGAAGAUUUGGCUCAGCUAGCUCCGACUCCUGGAGACACCAUCGUCUCCCUCGAUUUUGAUCGCACUGAGUUUGAGGAGUCCCAGCAGCCAGCGCCUUUCACCCCGGUGUCUUCUUCACCCAUGCCCCCUCCUGGACCUCUGUGUUGGACAAUCGAGAGCCAAAAGCCAGCUCCUGUGGCUACAGCUCAGACCCUGGUUCCAGCUCCUGGGGACCCACCUAACAGAGCCAGGGCGUUCACCGUGCAGCAGAAUCCUCCACCGGGCAGUGCCACCCCAAGCCUCAGCAGCUGCUCCACGCCCAGCAGCCCAGGUGAUUACUACAGCUCAGUGGAGAGUGACCUGAAGGUGGAACUCACUGAGAAGCUGUUUGCUCUGGAGACUGAGGGAAACGACAGCACUGUACACGCAGAGGAGGACUUGAGUGACUUGGAUUUGGAGACUCUGGCCCCUUACAUCCCAAUGGACGGAGAGGACUUCCAGCUCAAUCCAAUCAUUCCGGAAUCGGAGCCCCAGGAAGCGGCUCAAGCAGGGUCCCUAGGGAGCCUGUGCAACCUUAGCAUCCACCAGAGCUGCAACAAUGUAGCCAGCCUCUUCCAGCCUCUCACCUCCCCUCAGCCUCAGAACCGCUACCAGCCGCAACCACAAGCAUCCUGGGCCACGGAUGGGAGGAGAGGCUCCAACCAGAACGCCAUGGAAACACGACAAAGGUCGUGCAUGAUGAUCCCCAUACAGAACCCCCCUUUCCGAGGCCUAGCUGGCACGCCACUGUCAUCCAUGCAGUGGCCUCCAGACCCGAUAAUAACCUACCAACAUCGGCAACAUCCGCCGAAGGCCUGUCUGAUUGACGACAUGUUGGGCGGAGAGCAGCCGUCCUGCCAGCAGAACACAUCACACCUAGUGCACAAACAGAAGUCCAUUGAUAAUUUUGUGCAAGCCUACAAAGAUCUGGAUCCAGGAAGAGUGGCCACGAAUAACAGCAUCAAGCGUUCUUUCAACCAGAUGGCGCUGGGUGAAAGAAAGCUGACGGAUGCCAUAUGGAAGAAGAUGAGAGGUGAUGGCUGCAUGGAUCGCUCCCUCAGCACGGGGUCACUCACAGAGUCGGCGACGAUGGGCCGGAUGAUUCCAGGCCUCGGGUCCAUGUGCCCCGCCUCGCUGCAACAACACAGGACGUCACGGUAUCCAGGGGCCGGGAUUAGUGGGCCAAACGAAAAACCCUUUUCCAGAAAGAGCUGCAGCAACACGGAGUAUAACGUGAUGUCUUCAGGCAUGGCAAGUCGUUUGCUGGGCCCUUCGUUUGAGCCCUCCUGCUUGCCGCAGCUGACCCGCUAUGACUGCGAGGUCAACGUCCCACUGCAGGGCAGCCUCCACCUCCUCCAGGGCUGUGACCUGCUGCGAGCCCUGGACCAGAGUACCUAAAGCCCGGCCCUUUCACCGACUCAGCAUAAAGCCUGGAUAUCACCUCUGAGCCUCAGCCUGCAGUCCGUGACUUCUGCCUGUUCUCUGCCUCUGAACCUCUUGGGGCCGACUUCAGAGCCCUGAGACGAAGCUACUUGUAGAGCACAGUAUCCAUGACCACAUCCUGCUUUACUCACCCCCCACCCUUCUUCCUGCCCUGCCUCUAGUUCUCAACAUAAACUAAAAUAUGCAAUAUAAUACCAGGCCCAAGCAUUACAUUCAUAUUUUCUUCACCCUAAAAUACUGUAACAUAAACUGGACGCAGGCUGAGUGGAAGAGCGACCAACCAACACCAAACGGGUCAGCAUGUGGAGGAGAAAAAGGUCAAUGCUGGUAUUUAACAGAUUAUAUCAUGUUACUCUCACUUGUGUUGUGUAUUAAAGUUUUGUCAGAAUGUCUGGAGCUGCAACUGCAGUCCCAGGCCUGCCUUCUCUCAGUGUAGCUUUGAGCAACACACAUUGUGCUCUUUUGUUGUUUUUGUGGACAGACUUUAGCCUUUCUCACCAGCUCGCAUCGUCUUUGAGCUGAGACACCGUAACACAAACUGGUCGCAGCGUUACACCUCUAUUAAAUCUUUAUAUUUUUUACUUUAGUCUUCAUCAGUCUGUACUACUAACCAAACUGAAUAUCUUAAUUGAAUUGAUGCAACACUGCUGUAUAAAGACUAGCCUUCUCAUGUAUUUUGGGUUCUUACUCAGCCAGCUAGUAGAUUCUUCAGAUUUUUUCUCAUUGCGGUAUAACCACGUACAUGUAGUAAUGUGUAAGUUAAAUAUUAGACAUUUCUGUCUUAAAUCAGAUUAUUUUGAAUGUGUCUGUGUUUAUCUAGAAUAACAUCCUAAAUGACAACAGGGUAUUAUUUUCUUUUUGUGCUGAUUUUAGUCUCCGAAUUUUCAGGUUACACAUAUUCAUGCAUUAUCUAAUGCACACAUUUUUGCAUGAGAUAAAAAAGCAGCAGUAGCGUGCACAGAUUACUGGGGAGGGCGGAGAAAUACAGAUCUGUUUUUAUAUUUCAUGGUUCUAGAAUAAUUAAAUCCAUAUGAUUUUAGUUCCAUUACAAAUCAGAGAUUUGUUCCUAAUUUCCGAUGUCUACUUUUGUUUUGUUCAUAAAUUAGCAGACAUUCAUUAGGGAGCAGAGACAACAUACCAAAAGUUUUUAUUUUAAAUUAAGACAAAAUGAUAAAACAGCUUCUAGCACUUUGUGUUUGCUAUGAUGGUUGCUUGCAUCACAUAGCUAGCUAACUAGUUAGCUCUUAUUUCAUCGGUUGGUGAAUCAACCCCUGGUUAGUUCGUUCAUUCAAAUGUCCCAGAUGGUUGUUGAAUCAGCCUGUGUGAACAGUCAACAAGUCUUUGUAUAAAAUAUGGUUUUCUUUCUAGAAGCUUCUGACAUCACUGAGUUUGCCUGUUAGCUGCAUACUUACUAAUCUGAUAAAUGUCCUUUUGUUUAUUUUAUUCCAAGCUAUUCACCACUCAGUUAAUCAAUCUAAAAUUGUACAAUAGCAGUUGAUUUGACUGUGCAUGUCUUGCUUUUAGUUUCCAAUUCAAGACUGACUUAAUAUAUAUAUUUUUAAAUCACUUGACUGAAAAAAGAAUCAGUAAAUAAUAUUUUUCACCUAAGGCAUUAAGUUUAAGUUUUAAGGUUUUUUAGCUGUAAAAUGUUACGUAAACUGACCUUUUUUCAUAAUUUGAUGUGUGUUCAAUCAGCUUAGUUCAAAAGUAAAAAAAAAUACUUUGCAAUUGCAUAACAGAGACAUGAAAGGAAUACAUAAGUAUAAGUUUUUAGUGAAAAGGAAAUGAUUUUCUGAAAAGGAAAUGAUUUUCAGCAUGGGGAAAAAGUAGAAAUAAAAAGAAUGUGAGAUUGUAAAAGAUUUAAAGGUGUUUUUGAAAAUGACUCAGGUUAAUCAGAGGGCAUGUGGAGGGACUGAAACGGGCAUCUUGGCCAGUCAGGAGGGCACUUUAACCAUGUAGAAAUGUUUGAGGGUUUUAUGGGUUCAGCUUGUAGAAAAAAAGUCAGACAGUUUCAGUUGCCCCUUUAGAGCACUGAGGUCAGGCCAUGACUUCUGUGCUCACCGCUGUGCAAACCAGACAGAGGAAGAAGAAAAUCACAUAUUUUUCACAUUAAAAGUGAAUGUUGUAAAAAAGCAGAAAAUUGUGAAAGCAGAGUUUAUAUAUUUUCCAGUUAUUGGACAAGGCCAGCUCCUGUUUUAUUCUCACCAGAGAAUAAAUAAUGAAAUUCUGUAAAUUGUUACAGAAUUUCAUUAUUCCUCAUAAGUUCAUUUCCACCCUGCUGAUGUCAGCGAAACAUAUUUCUCUUCUUCUCCUUUAUUUCUUUAUUUCUGUGUCUCGCUGUCUCUUUCUGAAGCUAAUGUCUCUGUGUGGUGAUCACUUUUAAAGUAUUGAUCUGUACACAUACACGUUAUGUAUUUAAAAUCAGAACUAAUGUUGAACAUGGUGUUUUUAAUGUGUCCUGGUACUUUGUCCUCAGUUGCUCCUCUUUCCAUAGACGCUGUUUAGGUAAGAACUCUCUUUGGCCAAUUCCUGUCAUCCUGUUUCCGUGUUGUGGUGUUGGGCCACACCUUUUCCCUCCUCCACCAGUUUUCUUUCCUCUCUUUUAUUCUGAAAUAUCUGUUGAAUCUGUUGGCUGGCCAGUACUGUUGUUGUUCUUACUUUUACACAAAAAAGAGGGAAAAAAACAGAUCAGAGUAAAAAUGUUGAACGUGUGUUUUCUAAGUUUCUUUUUUCAGAUAUGUAGCAUUUGAAAUAUUGUAAGGACAGUGAAGUUGCCACAUAACUGCAUAGUUUUCAAGUUGCUUCUAUAAAAAAAUGGUGCUUCAUAGAGCAUGUAUGUGUCAUUUUUAGAACUUUUAUUACAGGUUUUGGACCAACUAACACUGAUUUAUUUUGAUAUUCUCUUAUUUUUUUUUUUUUUUUUUUUUUUUUUUUUUUAGUAAUUAGUAUUAUUUGAAUCCAUACAAUGUGCCUUAUCAUGACAUUAUGUAAUGACUUCACCCUUCAAGUGCACAGUUUGCUCCCUCAAAAUAGUCGACUAAAUCCUUCAGCUUCAGCUGUUGUUAAUUAACAAAUAACUUUUGUGAAAAUAUUUUUUGGUUACUCUGCUCCAACAAAAUAUUUAAUAUUUUACAUGUGAAACAGCAGUAGCUUUAUUGUUGUUAUUAUUAGCAUGGGCUGGUUAUUGCUAUCAGCUAAAAAUUUAAAAAAGGACUGGAGAUUCAUGUGGAAAGCAGGAACCUGCAGGCUAGCCAGGUAUCAGGUUACAGUUGUUCAUAAGGACCCUGAUGAAGCUGCUCUUGUUUGAAAGGUUUAAGGAUUAGCAGGAAAAGAUUUGACUGCAGGGAGAAGCUGAACUUUAUUUUAGUUUGGAUGAAUGCUGAAGUGAGGAUUUCCUGGCGGUAGUGCUGUAGGUAAUGGCAGUAAGGUGUUUGUAUGUUACAGUUAAAAUCUAGCAAAACUUUAUUUCCUUUAAGAGUUUAAAGAAAAUCACUACUGGUAACAGGCCUCUUUUUGCUCAGUACAACACUUUAUUUUACUUUAAUUGCAAGCCAAAUACUAUAUUAAUUGGGGAAUAUAAGUGAGUAUGUCACAUUUCAUUGCAGAUUUUAUACUGCAAAAAUAACCUCAUCUUAUUUCUGAGUAAAUAAAUCAAUGUCCAGUCUGAUAGUUUUGCUAAAUUUCAUUUGCAUUAAAUGCAUCUGAGCAACAAAACGGAAGACAAUUGUUUACCUUUUCAAAUUAACACACUUCCUGUUUGUGGUCAUGUUUGGUAAAAACUAAAUAAAGCAAACAAAAAUCUAAGUAAGCCGUCAGGUCACAUAACUUAAACAUGAAUGCAACCUUCAGUUGUUAUGAUUUUACUUUUAUUUUUAAACAUUGGUGGUAUCAUUCUGUGUCUAAUAGGCCACCUCCCAGAUAAACUAAAAGUCAGAGCAGGAUUAACUUUCCUCUAUGUUUUCACACAUUCACCUAAAAUAAUUACUUCUACAAAACAUGAGAAUCAUUUUAACACAUUAAUGUUUUUCCGCUUUGUAAAUCACUUAUUUUUCUCUACACACCAUCUUGUUCUAUGAGUCCAUUUUUAUUUAGGGCAAGAACACAAUUUUAUCUCUAAUUAAAUAAGAUGUUCCUCGUCUUUCAAAGUGGAAAAAAAGUUAUAUCUGUCUCUGGAGUUAUGUAUAGAAUCAUGUAAAGAAUGUAGAAUUUUUGAAUUACUCAAAUAAGUUUCCAGU